Spodoptera exigua (beet armyworm) is the source of this 336-nucleotide messenger RNA. NCBI's taxonomy places the organism in Eukaryota, Metazoa, Arthropoda, Insecta, Lepidoptera, Noctuidae. The record is from the annotation of a GenBank genome assembly.
AUGCUGAUUAAUGUCAAUAGUCCGUCGAGGAAGCAGUUCACACUGCUACUAAGAAAUAUCAGCUAUAGAUAUUAUGCUUGCAGUAACGUUAAACAUUACUCUGGUGAUAGUGCCGACUUCACGGUGCCUGCUGGGAUCCCUGGUUCAGGAGCAGGCAAGGGUGGUGGUGCUGGAGGUGCAGUCAGGGAAUCCGGCGGUGGACUAGGCAAGUAUGGAGCAGCUCAGGAAGAAGGCUACUUCCACCAACAACAGAGAGAACAAAUUGAAAAGCUGAAGGAGAAACUGAAACGAGGAGAAGGCAUAGGCUUUGUUGAGAAACCGCCUAAACCCACGUGA